AUGAUCCUUAUUCUGCGUUUUUACCCUAUGGGCCUCAAUCAGAUCGGAUACACCACAGUAGUGGUGACUAUCCUAUUCCUAACCCUGUCAGUGAUUGCCAUCGGACUGCGUGUCAAGGCGCGGCAUCUUAAACGUGCUUCUCUCGGCCCAGACGACUGGUUUUCUCUGGCAAGCACGGGCUUCUUCUUCGCCUUUUGCGCAAACAUCAUGGUGUGUGUCUUUACCCGCGGAAGCGGACAAGUCUAUCAAGACCCUGCAGAAUCCGAGCGCCAAAAGGUCAUGUAUUUGAAAGCAUUAUAUGCCAUUACCCCCCUCUACGUCGUGGAUGUCACUCUCGUCAAACUCUCCAUACUCUUCCUUUACCGCCGUAUAUUCUCCAAUUGCGAGUCUCGCCGUACCAAUAGCUUCGUCAUUGCUAUCUGCCUGUUCUGGUUCUCGAUCGCAGUGAUAAGCGGCCUGCUGUAUUGCAGACCCAUACGCCAACAAUGGGAUCCGCACGCGGGAGGAGAUUGCUUCGACUUCAGCUUGUACUUUCUCAUUAUGACCCUUGCCGACUUGGUGAUUGACAUCGUUAUUCUUUCGUUCCCAAUCCCACCGAUCAUACGACUGCGUCUGCCCUUGCGCAAGCGAGUCGCAGUUGCGGGUAUUUUCCUGCUAGGUGCCUUUGUUCUUGUCACCGGAGCCGUGCGGAUUUCCUACGUGUACAGACACGGUGAGAGACACGUGGCCCACGCAGACGCUAUUCUCUGGUCCGUGAUCAACCUCGGCAUUGCAAUUAUUUGCGCCUGUUUGCCAACAUACCCACCUCUACUAUCUUUAUUCCGCCGCCAGCGCCAGGGUAGUUCUAAACACGGCGCACAGAGUCCCCGUGGUAUCAACAGCUCUAGUGCAAAUCGAACCUACAACCAUGUUCAAGGGGAAAGCAAAGACUCCGACCCCUACUGGUGGGGCUACAUCGAUGACGGACAAGGCUGGACAGCCCGCCGCAAAUCCGAGUAUAUGAAGACCCCGGAAUACAACAAGGAGCUUCGACGGCAGUUGCGUCGGGAGCGUAAGGCAAACAAGGGCCGCGUUCCAGUCCCUCAGGCUGCUUAUGGGCAGGGUGGGUAUGGGCAGAGGCCUUAUUAG
Messenger RNA from Aspergillus steynii IBT 23096, 1128 nucleotides. RefSeq lists its product as uncharacterized. The transcript has 4 exons. Bases 1 to 1128 code for a protein of 375 amino acids. NCBI's taxonomy places the organism in Eukaryota, Fungi, Ascomycota, Eurotiomycetes, Eurotiales, Aspergillaceae. The record is from RefSeq and is a predicted model, not a curated record.